UUCAAAAUAUGACGUUCGCUUUCACUCAAACCCUAAUUCCACUAAACCGUCACCAAUUUCCAUUUAUACUGAUCUCAUCCUUGAAAUCGAGAGCCAAAUUCACCCAAAUCGUCGCUGCCCUCAAGAACCCUUCUAGUUCUUAUUCGAAAUCCUCUUCAUCGGAGAUGGUGAAGGCGAUCGUAGUUCGCGAGAUCGGAGGCCCUGAGGUGAUGAAGUGGGAGGAUGUGGAGUUGAAAGAACCAAAGGAAGGAGAAAUUCGAGUUAAGAACACUGCGAUUGGUGUGAAUUUCAUUGAUGUGUAUUUUCGCAAGGGAGGGUACAAAUUUCCAUUGCCUUUUGUUCUGGGAAGAGAGGCUGUUGGAGUGGUGUCGGCUGUUGGCCCGGGUGUGACUGGAAGGAAAGUUGGGGAUGUUGUUGCUUAUGCUGGUGAUCCUAUGGGUUCCUAUACUGAAGAACAAAUUCUUCCUGACAAAGUUGUUGUGCCUGUUCCACCUUCAAUUGAUCAUAAAGUAGUGGCAUCAGUUAUGCUGAAAGGCAUGACAGUGCAUGUUCUACUUCGACGUUGCUUCAAGGUUGAACAAGGACAUACAAUUCUUGUUCAUGCUGCGGCUGGUGGAGUUGGUUCACUUCUUUGCCAGUGGGCAAAUGCUCUUGGGGCCACUGUGAUUGGAACUGUUUCUAGCGAAGAGAAAGCAGCUCAAGCUUCUGAAGAUGGAUGCCACCAUCCCAUUAUAUAUACCAAGGAAGAUUUUGUCGAAAGGGUCAAUGAGAUAACUUCAGGCAAAGGUGUCAAUGUUGUCUAUGAUUCUGUUGGUAAAGAUACAUUUAAGGGAUCCUUGCAAUGCUUGGCAUCAAGGGGAUACUUGGUCAGCUUUGGACAGUCUUCAGGCGCUCCGGAUCCCUUCCCAAUAUCGGACCUUGCUUCCAAGGCUCUUUUCCUGACACGGCCUAGUCUUAUGCAUUACACUGCUACUCAGGACGAGCUGCUGGCAGCUGCAGAGGAUGUCUUCGCAAACCUUGAAUCUGGUGUGCUUCGGGUUCGGGUCAACCACACAUACCCCUUGUCUGAGGCGGCUCGUGCACAUGCUGAUUUGGAAGCGAGGAAAACAUCCGGUUCCAUAGUCUUGAUACCAGAUAACUAGUUCAUGUUUAUAAAUUGGGACAAUGACAUUGUGUUCCUUUCGCCUUGUAAAUUGUAAGGUAUGUGUUUCGUUUUGGUAUUGGUAAGAGCUCUUCCAAUGACGUUGUUCCAUUUACAGAUAAUAUUACUGUCGCUGUGCCCGGUAAUAAAUCACUGUAUGUUUGGAUGUUAUAAUAAAAGCAUCAUUUCAUCUUGUUCCUGA
This is a messenger RNA of Dioscorea cayenensis subsp. rotundata (Guinea yam), 1343 nucleotides long. Its product is annotated as quinone oxidoreductase. Gene Ontology annotation, biological process: cellular response to oxidative stress. The record is from RefSeq and is a predicted model, not a curated record. Gene Ontology annotation, cellular component: cytosol; cytoplasm. Gene Ontology annotation, molecular function: quinone reductase (NADPH) activity. NCBI's taxonomy places the organism in Eukaryota, Viridiplantae, Streptophyta, Magnoliopsida, Dioscoreales, Dioscoreaceae. The transcript is spliced from 5 exons. The coding region runs from base 9 to 1142 and encodes 377 amino acids.